AUGUCAUCUGAAGCGCUCAAUUCACCGCCUGCCACUUCGGCGCUCUCCUCCGAGUCGAGUAGCAACGUACGGAGUCUCAAGCCCGUCAUCAAGAAUGUCGACAUGUCCGAAGACAUGCAAUCGGAAACCAUCGAAAUCGCGUACGACGCAUUGGAAAAGUUUAGCGUUGAGAAGGACAUGGCAGGCCACGUCAAGAGGACCAUGGAUCAGAAAUUCGGUCCUACUUGGCAUGCCGUCGUGGGUCAGAGGUAUGGAAGUUACGUAACCCACGAAACCAAACACUUUAUCUACUUUUACUUGGGCCAAAUGGCCUUCCUCCUUUGGCGUGCGUAG
Molecule: messenger RNA, 333 nt
Organism: Mycosarcoma maydis (corn smut)
Lineage: Eukaryota; Fungi; Basidiomycota; Ustilaginomycetes; Ustilaginales
Product: putative Dynein light chain 1, cytoplasmic
Exons: 2
Coding region: 1-333 (110 amino acids)
Biological process (GO): cilium assembly; microtubule-based process
Cellular component (GO): cytoplasmic dynein complex
Molecular function (GO): dynein intermediate chain binding; dynein light intermediate chain binding
Source: RefSeq, a predicted model, not a curated record